This is a messenger RNA of Drosophila obscura, 1413 nucleotides long. Its product is annotated as DNA-binding protein Ewg-like. Bases 264 to 1313 code for a protein of 349 amino acids. Gene Ontology annotation, molecular function: RNA polymerase II cis-regulatory region sequence-specific DNA binding; DNA-binding transcription factor activity, RNA polymerase II-specific. Gene Ontology annotation, cellular component: nucleus. The record is from RefSeq and is a predicted model, not a curated record. Gene Ontology annotation, biological process: regulation of transcription by RNA polymerase II. Lineage: Eukaryota; Metazoa; Arthropoda; Insecta; Diptera; Drosophilidae. The transcript has 4 exons.
CAUUUACAACACGAAAUCCGCACAGGUGGCAAUUAGUAAGAGCGGUAAAUAAUAUGGGGCUGCUGUGACGACUGCGUUGAUAACUUAAUACCUGAAAGGGCACAGCGUCGACUUGGCAGCGGCUUAAACGCUUUAGCUCUGUGGGCUCUCGCCUAUAUUCGCGGACCUGCAUCCCAUCCGUGGAGUGCCGGCUCAGCACUCAAGACAAAUAGGCCAGGCGGGCACAACACCUGGCGGAACUGCAAGUCAUAAUUUGCACUUUAAUGAAAGCGGCGGCGGCGCAACAUUCGAACAGCAAGAUGCUGAACGAGGACGAGGACAUGCAGACCGGGAGCAGCGACGAUAACGAGGAGGAUAGGAUCAGCAGCGACGUGAAGCUCGACUGGAAACCCUUCAACGCCGGUGUCGCCCAUCAGCUGGCGGCGGCCGGACCAGUUGGUGUGGCGGCAGCAGCGGCCAUUGCCAGCAGCUCAAGGAGGCGCAAUCGGGCGCACUACUUCGAGGUGAAUCCGGCGGUGCGCAAGCGCACGCAGAAUCAGCUGCUGCGCAAGCUGCGUGCCGUCAUCGACGAGUUCUCGGUACGUGUCGGCAAGCAGGCGGUGGUGCUGGUGGCGCAGCCUGGUAAGCCCAACGGCAUCUACGAGGUGUUCGGCGCCAAUCCACUGAAGGAUGUGCUACUCAGCCUGAAUAACAUCGUUUUGAACGAGCUGGACCAUGCGCUGGACCAGCAGGCGCCGCCGCCGCCCCAGCACGAUCCGUCGCUGUUCACGCUGCCCGGCCUCGUGAUCAAUGGUAUGCCGACGCCCGUCGAGAUGAUGACUCUGGCCCAGCUGCGGACCUUCAUCCCACUGAUGCUCAAAUACUCGACGGGACGGAGACUGCCCGGCUGGGGACGUCAGUCGACGCGUCCACCCUGGUGGCCCAGGGAGGUGGCGUGGGCCAAUGUGCGGUUGGACGCCCGCUCCGUGGAAGAAAAGCAAAGUGGGAUCAGCUACUCGAACGUGCUGCGAAAGAUCGUAAUCAGCUGCUACAAAUAUCACGGACGAGAGGACCUGCUGCCGAGCUUUGAUGAUCUCGAUGACGUUCUCAAGCUGAACGAUUCGAUCGCGCAAGCGAGCAACGAGGACAUGGAGCUAUCCGGACGGAAGGACCUGCUGCCAACCGUUGCUGCCGACAAUGACAAAUUGAUAUCUUUGAUGCCACAAUCGGGCGAGCAGGACGAGGACAUGGAGCAAUCGAGCAAUCCAGCCCACCAUUCACCAUUCACGACAAUGAAGCCAUCCACCGUUAAGGGAACAGCAACAUGUUAUUAAAAGUUGGAAGAUAAAUGAAGAAGCUAUUAAAUCUAAGACUACUCUACAAAUGUGUAUAACCAAGGAAGAAUUAAACGAAGAACAAUGAAUUGUAUGUAUG